UUAAGCGACUAGCUACGAAUAACAAACCCGCCCUUCCGUUUUCAAAAACCCAAAAAAUAAAGAAAAAGAAGAAGAAUCACAUGACUUUUAACACAUAAAACCUAAUAUGGAUAUUAACUCCUACUAGAAAAAAGAAUGAGUAAGUAAAAUGGAAACUGCAGAUAGUGAAAAAAUCAUCACUUUACUAGAAAGACUCAAAACUAGUAGUGAGAAUAUCAGUGAGGAUGAACUGAUAUCUAUAUUGAACGCAACAGUAAAAUCAUGUCAUGUUCCUUGCCGUGAUGCCCCAGAGGAUGUCCCUUAUGAUGCCACAGAGUUUGAAAAUGUGGCAAGGGAAGCAGAGAUGCACCUCUGCGUCCUCCUGCGACUCUUGGACUCCAUUAACAAGGCAAAGAAAGAGGGACAGAAGUUUUCACUGCAGUUUUUAAAGGGUGUCAUUGUUGGUUGUGUGAGUGUAGCCUGUGAAUACCGGGACAGCAGCUGGGAAUGGAGUAACGCGCAGGCAGCUAUAACUUCCAGAGACAUCUUGAACAAACUGUGCGAUUUGUGUGAGUGUGACAACUUGCAGGUAUUACUUACUGGAAGACAAGUUGCAGAAGACAGCAAGGAAGAUGGAGAUGUCAAAAGAAAAGAAACAGAUGCAGCAGACUUUGAAGGUUAUAUGAAAUUUGUGCUGGAAAAACUCUCAGAAUCAUUGAAAAAGACAACCUGGAAAUCCUACCCAGCCGUGAAGAUGGUGUUUCUGUACAUGUUGGAACUUCUUGAUCACAGGAGCAUUAGCAAACACCUGCCGUACCUCCUUCCACCAGCACUUUUCAUCUCGGACGACUGGGAGAAGAGCAAUAAGGCCCUCGGACUCUCAGCUCUGCGUCAUAUUCUAACCAAAACUCCCAGCUCGGAACUUCGAUUUUAUGGACGCGCUGCAGUUAUUUUCGACGCCCUCAAACCUCACCUCUAUGCUAGGGAAGUCGAGGUCUUGGAUGAGCUGUAUCCUACCAUCUUGGAAGCAGCGAAGGUUUUAGAGGCAGAUCCUUCCUAUGCGGGAAAGCUGAGAACUCAAACUCACUAUGAGGUUAUCCUGGAGCAGUUGCUAAGAGAAAUGUAUGGGGAGCAGAAACUGGCACUGCGUUCCCUCUACUCUCGAAUACUUCCGGAGGUGAUAGCAGCUAUGGGGAUAGUGGCAUUGAGAUGGUCACAGGAUCUGAUGGAGAUUUUCAAAGAUUAUUUGGCAACUUAUGAUGGGCAGGAUGCAGAAGACAGAAUCAAUAUCUUGAAGGGCAUUAAAAGGUAUGUGCAAGAGUGCUGGCCACAAGUCCAUGUGAGUGCUGCAGACAUUACAAAGAUGCUAGUGCGUCUGGUUUAUGACGUCACAGAGGAAGACUCUGAUGUGGAGCCGAAGGCAGUAAACAUAAUCAUUCAAGAAACCGAAAUCAUUGUGCAGUUGCUGUGUGAUGCAGCUCCACAGACCAUGCAGAAGGCUUGUUAUGGCAUCACAACAGUUCCAUGUCAUGCCAAGUGCAAGUCUGUUCUGGAGAGAAUUUCUGUAAUUGUGGAAUCCAAAGAAAUAAAACUACAUCAUCGAGCCCGUACUAGAACCUUCUCGAAAUUGUGGAGAUGUAACACUCCAAAUCAACAGCAUAAGGAGAGCACCAAGGCUGCAGAAGCACUGACUUCAUGUGACAAAAACAAAAAACAAAAAAAUGUUUCUGCAAAACUGCUUCCACAGGUUGGGAAUCACAGAUAUUACAACAGAGAGUCAUCAGCACAGUAUGGGGCAUUUGAUGCACCGUUGCCAGAGAAGGAAAGUCCACCAAAGCCCAUGCCAACUACCAGUUUACACAAUGUGGUAAAGGUAGAUCUGUAG
Molecule: messenger RNA, 1864 nt
Organism: Penaeus indicus
Lineage: Eukaryota; Metazoa; Arthropoda; Malacostraca; Decapoda; Penaeidae
Product: TELO2-interacting protein 2-like
Exons: 13
Coding region: 149-1864 (571 amino acids)
Cellular component (GO): nucleus; TTT Hsp90 cochaperone complex; cytosol
Source: RefSeq, a predicted model, not a curated record